This is a messenger RNA of Aspergillus niger, 1506 nucleotides long. RefSeq lists its product as uncharacterized. The transcript is spliced from 2 exons. The coding region runs from base 1 to 1506 and encodes 501 amino acids. The record is from RefSeq and is a predicted model, not a curated record. NCBI's taxonomy places the organism in Eukaryota, Fungi, Ascomycota, Eurotiomycetes, Eurotiales, Aspergillaceae.
AUGAUGAUGAAGGUCCCAAAGGCCGGACGACCGCUUGCUAGAUGCCCUCAUCCGAAGGGAACUUGCAGCUGCCAGAAACUAUAUGCGUUCAUGAUCCGCAUCCCCAAAGUGUACCAAGUGCCUGCUGAUGCGGCGGAAUCUGCUUCAACCACCCCGAUUCCUGCUCCUCCGAUGCCGAUUGCUGCUCCCAAUAAAAUCCAGAAACCCAUCAAACGACAAGUCAAGACGGCCCCAGAGAAUCUUACCAAAGCCUUGAACUCCAUACCAGAAUUCGGAAACCAGCAAUUGGAACAUGGAAAAUUGGGCCGACCAUCGCCUUAUACGGCUCAGGAACAACGUUUGAGCAGUUCAUAUGAUAUCAUCAAGCAAGAACCAACUCCCUCGCACAAGGCCUUCGAGCGCGCUAGCGAAGAUAAGGCGCCGCAGGGCGGCAGCUGUUGCUCUCGCAAGCCCCAGCCCUCACAGACUAUAACUCCGGAGGUUCAAGCUCCCGCGGUUCAACGUUCCUGUUGUAGCAAGUCCAAGCCGGCGGCUCAAGACGUCGAGAUGGAAGGCAGCAUUCUUAACAGUUCUGAUUACUUCCACCCUCCAGUCUUUGACAGCGAUAACGCAAGAUACACCCCGAAUUCUAUUCCUCAAGUUUCGACAUGGCAGGAUUUCCAAGCAGCGAAGCAGAGCCAGUACAUGCAGCCUUUUGCAUUGCCCGUAUCCGAGUCCGGUUAUCUUCCCAUGGCCGGACCUGCCGCAGAUAUUCGUCCUAAGCCACUAGACUUUCAGCAUCCGCCUGCUUUCAACAACUAUGAUCUCUUCAGCAACCAGACUUCUCAGCAACCGUCGGAGAAUACGCAGAAUGUCGUUGCAGAUCCAGAAAGUACUGCUAGCGAUGACGCCCAUGACUGUAGCUGUGGCGAUGGUUGUCAAUGUCUGGGCUGCGCGUCUCACCCGUUCAACAACACUACACGACAGCAUGUCCAACAAAUGGGCCUCCUGGUGGCCCUGAAUGAUGAUGAGCAAAGCCCCGAAAGGCUGAACAGUCAUAGAGGCUCCCCUCUGCAAAGUCAACCACCAGACUUCUCAUCAUUACAAUAUUCCCUCACAAACUUCGGAAAUCCUCUGGGUGAAGGCUUUCACCCUGUUGCAAUGCACCCAUAUGCCCAACAGGGUACGGAUCCAAGUCACGUAAAUAAUGGCUAUUCUUCUCCACCUGCGGAUUAUCUAGGACAGCAGCUCAUGGUGCCGUCAGAGUACUAUACUCUCGAGUACCCAGUGGGGCUGCCUAGUGCUUGCGUCGAUACAACUGGAAGUUGCCAGUGCGGGAAUGACUGUACCUGUGUUGGCUGUCUCACCCACAGCGGACACAAUGGACUGCCUCUUGAGCCCGCCAUGCCCGAGAGCAACUGGGACCACAUGAAUCUUCCAGGUUUCUCCAUGGACGCCGCUGGGCACAGCCCGUCGCAGAUGCCCGUGAUGGAUAACUUUGUCGCUCAUUCGAACUCUAUGCUGUAG